Molecule: messenger RNA, 765 nt
Organism: Argentina anserina (silverweed cinquefoil)
Lineage: Eukaryota; Viridiplantae; Streptophyta; Magnoliopsida; Rosales; Rosaceae
Product: lectin beta-1 and beta-2 chains-like
Molecular function (GO): carbohydrate binding
Source: RefSeq, a predicted model, not a curated record
AUGUCUCUUAUUAGUCUUAUAACUAGUUGCAGCCAUGCAGCCCUUAGCGUCUUCACUGUCAUGAAUUUUCUGUCUCGGUUUGUUCAUCCAAUUGAGUUCAGUAUAUAUCAAUUCAACACUGACACAGAGAACGUACUCUAUGAAGGUGAUGCCAGACCUAUAUCUGGAAAUGUUCAACUCACCUCAUCUACGAAUCUAUUCCGUGUAGGGCGGUGUAGUUAUGUACAACCUCUGCAAAUUUGGGACUCCGCUACCAGGUCACUGGUAAACUUCAAGACUAAUUUUGCUUUCAUGAUUGACACUGACAACAAAAACUCAUAUAAUGAUGGAUGCAUUUUCUUUGCUCCUGUCGGCUAUCCAAUGCCAGUUAACUCUGCUGGUGGUGUUCUUGGAUUGUUCAACAAUAACACUUGCUUUGAUUGACAGUCCGAAGACCAAAUUCUCAUAGUUGAGUUCGACACGUAUCCAAACCCUUGGGAUCGUGUUGAAUCCCUUGUCGGAAUCAAUAUCAAUAACAUCUACUCAGAAGUUACCGCCAGCUGGAAUUUUAGCUACAAAGAAUCAAGGAAGGUGGCCAAUGUAAUGAUCACUUACAAUGCUACAAUGAAAGAUCUCCAAGUCGCUUGAGCAUAUGAAGAAGAUCCGGUGCUUCAUCCCGAUGUAACGUUCACUUCUUCCCUUUCUUACCAGAUCAAGUUGAGAAACGUUUUCCCCGAAUGGGUGACAAUUGGUUUUUCAGCUGCUACUGGAUCCCUGAUGAGAUGA